UAACUGAUGAGACAAACCACAAGGAAAAACUUCUGUAGCCCAUAUUUAUGGUAUUAAUGAAUAGUUAAAAAAAGAUUUACACUUCUUAUGAUCAAUAUUCUGAGUUAUUUCCCUCAAAGUAUAUAAUUACAGUGUCUUCAGAGUUUUCAUCAUUGUUUGAGGUGGCAAAACCAUUUGUAAUUUUCAUUAGCCAGUAAACAUGUAAUUAACAUUCAGCACUGUGUUUAACUUAAUUCCUGUUUAAGACAAGGACAAGAAGCAGCCGAAGAGCGUUAGUUCCAUUUGUCAAGUCUGACAUACAUCUUACCAUAACAGUUUCCUAAAAUAAAAGAUCCGUGUUUCCCCAUUAUUCUUCUCUUAAAACAAAACAAAACAAAAAAAUCCAUUAGUUAAAACUGUAUUAAACUGCAAGAGGCAGGAUAGUUUUUCCUCAAUUUUCUCUAGUUACUGUAUUCCUGCUUCCUUUUUCCAUUUGGGAGGGUGGGUGGAGGGAGGGGGUUAAUUAAGCAUUCAUUAUUUGAAGGCUUGAAAUUGGGAACCCCUCCCCCCCCAAAAGAAAUAGGUUUCCUCCUCAGGAAAGUUCUAGAAUGGGGACUGGAAAAGGGGGGCACGGCUCUGCAGGGGAGUGGGAAAAAUCACUUGGGGGGACAUGAGUUAAAAGUAGAAAAUGAGGAUUCCAACGGAUUCCUAGGAAAAAUGUUGCCCUCCUGCUUCAAGUUCUAUCUUUGAUCCAGGGUGAGGGGAGCCUGUCUGCCAGUCUGCUAGGAGGCUGCUUUUUCCCCCUCCUCUCCCACCUCUGUUUUUUUCCAACUUGCUUUAGGAUUAGCCUCCAUCCCUCUCGACCCCAAACAGUGGAAUUUGGCUGUGCCUCGGGUCGUCUUGCUUUGCAAUAUCGCCUAUAGUUGCUGGCGGUUUUCCGCCGAGGCUGAGCCGUUUGCUCCAGCCUCCGACUAAACUCAUUAAGUUGGGAGAUUUUUUUCAAUUGGACGGGUGUUUUUAAAGUCUCGUCUUUCCAGCCCCAAACAAGGUGUAACAACGCACUCUUCCUUCUAAGGAAUGAGAUGAGAGACAAGGAUCACUCCAGACAUCUCCUACCUACGGUUUGGGGUUUUUUUUCUUAAAGGCGAGGCUCGCAUUCCUCAGCAGCUAUGUACAAAGCUCCCUGAAACCUCGUCUCUCUAAAGUUAGUGUGCAGGGCUUUCCAAGGCUGAGAACGCCUAAUACAUGGGGAAGCACUUCCUUGAGGUGGAAGGUCUCUCCCUUCACCUUUCCUCUUUUUCCCUGCAGGCUAGUGCCUACUUUUUAUCAGUUUGCACAAUCGCUUAGAUAAACACCGAGGAGGAGAUUCUCUUUAAUUAUCAAAGACACAUCUUUUCAGGGGGCCAACAAAGCGUUUAUUUCACCCGCCAAACUAAAGGAGAGUUAUUCCAGUUUAGAAGGAAGAUGCAAGCGGUUUGGGACCUUGAACAAGGCAAAUAUGGUUUUGCGGUGCAGAGGGGCAGGAUGCCGCCCACCCAGCCAACCCACGGGCAGUUUGCGCUGACCAACGGGGACCCUCUCAACUGCCACUCGUACCUGUCCGGAUAUAUUUCUCUGCUGCUGCGCGCCGAGCCCUACCCCACGUCGCGCUUCGGCAGCCAGUGCAUGCAGCCCAACAACAUCAUGGGCAUCGAGAACAUUUGCGAACUGGCCGCGCGGAUGCUCUUCAGCGCCGUCGAGUGGGCCCGGAACAUCCCCUUCUUCCCUGACCUGCAGAUCACCGACCAGGUGGCCCUGCUUCGCCUCACCUGGAGCGAGCUGUUCGUGCUGAACGCGGCACAGUGCUCCAUGCCUCUCCACGUCGCCCCGCUCCUGGCCGCCGCUGGCCUACACGCCUCACCCAUGUCCGCCGACCGAGUGGUCGCCUUUAUGGACCACAUACGGAUCUUCCAAGAGCAAGUGGAGAAGCUCAAAGCGCUGCACGUCGACUCCGCCGAGUACAGCUGUCUCAAGGCCAUAGUCCUGUUCACCUCAGAUGCCUGUGGUCUCUCUGAUGUAGCCCAUGUGGAAAGCUUGCAGGAAAAGUCCCAGUGUGCUUUGGAAGAGUACGUUAGGAGCCAGUACCCCAACCAACCAACGCGAUUCGGAAAGCUUUUGCUUCGCCUCCCUUCCCUCCGCACGGUCUCCUCCUCAGUCAUAGAGCAAUUGUUUUUCGUCCGUUUGGUAGGUAAAACCCCCAUCGAAACCCUCAUCCGGGAUAUGUUACUGUCCGGCAGCAGUUUUAACUGGCCGUAUAUGGCAAUUCAAUAAAUAAGAAAUCAAAAUAAGAAGGGGGAGUGAAACAGAGAGAAAGAAAAGGCAAAAGACUGGUUUGUUUGCUUAAAUUCCUUCUGUUAAGAAAGGAUAUAAAAGGAUGUUACAAGUUUGCUAAAAGAAGAGAGGGGAAGAAUUUAAUGGACUGUGAAUUUCAAAAAAAAAAAAAAGACUGUCAAAUGAACUUUUACAGAAUGCAUUAAAAAAAAAAAACUCCUGUGUCGGUCAGAACAACUUGCUACUUAUCAUUUUUGUAUAAAAAGGAAAUUAGUCUUUUUCUUUUUUUGGUAAAUUUUUGAAAAAUAUUGCUAAAAGUGCAUUUAAGGAGAUUGGGAGAAAAUUAGCAGAAUGGAGAAAGUAAGUCUUUUUUUUUUUUUUUUAAAAAUUAUUAAUUGUCCUGUGUCUAUGUACCUCUAGCUGUUCUUUUUUGUACUUUUCUGGUUCCAAACCAGUUUAUUCUGUGGUUCUAUAAUAAGUUUUGAUAUAAUCUUGGCUUCUUAAAAACUGUGUAUCCUUAAACUAUAUGUUCUGCAAGAAUUAAAACUGAGUCCAUGAAAAUACCAUAGGAAGACAUAAAACUUUAAAAGGCAACUCAAAGGUGAUGGAAACGCACUUACAAGUGGUGACCAAAAAUUUUAGGUGAAGUUGAGCACUCUUUAAUUUGAGAACUGGAGGAACCACACACAACACUUAACUUCCCCUACCCUGCCCCCCCCCCAAAAAAAGACACCAUGACAAACCUAGCUUUUUAAAAAUAUUUUAAGAAAGAGAAUGAACUGUGGAAUUUAUUGGCAGCCAAGGAAUGUGUCCAAGACACGUGCUGAGGUUUUGAAUAAAAAGUGAACUUUUGUAAUUUGAA
This is a messenger RNA of Panthera uncia (snow leopard), 3151 nucleotides long. It is a transcript of the gene NR2F2, whose product is annotated as nuclear receptor subfamily 2 group F member 2. Gene Ontology annotation, biological process: anatomical structure development; cell differentiation; negative regulation of transcription by RNA polymerase II. NCBI's taxonomy places the organism in Eukaryota, Metazoa, Chordata, Mammalia, Carnivora, Felidae. The transcript is spliced from 3 exons. Gene Ontology annotation, molecular function: RNA polymerase II cis-regulatory region sequence-specific DNA binding; zinc ion binding; retinoic acid binding. The record is from RefSeq and is a predicted model, not a curated record. The coding region runs from base 1444 to 2289 and encodes 281 amino acids.